CCCUCGGUGCUACAGCGCUCUUUCGACAUGUAUACAAGCCGCGCCCAUUGUGAGGACGAGGCGUGCGCCCAUGGAGCGCAGAUAUGCAGGGUAUGGCAGUGACAAGAUAGCUGAGAAGCAAUAUCAACAUUGUAUUAUAAUAGAGGAUGAAUUGGAAAGUCAUUGUCGAUCUAGCCAGAUUGUGCUCAUGCAGUGUAAAUCAAAUAUUAAUCAUUCAGUUAAAUAUUGUAGUUUAUUAUGCUAAUUAGCUUAAUCUAUAGAUAUCACAGUAUGUAUGGGUGUUUAUCUUAAAAUUACAUUUAUUACUAUCUAAGUAUUCCUUCUUCAGAUUUCGUGCUUUAAACUACAUAUAAACCUAACCCUAAAUAGCUGUUGAAGUAACUCGAGCUAAAGGUAAAAUAAUUGAAUUGGCAUAAAUAUCUUGAAAUUCAUUAAAGCAAUAAUUUAGACCUCAAAGCGCCAGUGAAGACCGCGAACAUAAGGCUUCAACAAACAGAAUUGUCGUAAACGCGAGAGAGAUUUGACUAAACGAUAUUAAAACUCCACCAAAAUAAAGGUUGUUUUGAAAUCUCGGAAUUUCUGUUUUCUCUCUGCUGCGGAAGACAACAAUUUUUAAUAUCGUUUACGGUGGUGCUAACGAGGUCUUGCCGAAGCCGACGUUGGUUAGCUGCUGCGAUUACAGCCGUUUAUCGGAAUCUUCGUGCUGAAUUCUUUACGUAGAGCACGGCCUUCUUCUGGCAAGAAGAUGUCCGAGAUGAACGUGAAAACAGCAGGUAAGGCAGGUGAAACGUCUAACGGUAAAUCAGGAGAUCAAAUCUCCAAAAAUACCGAAAUCCCCCCAUCUCACCCCUCUUGCUCAUACAGUAAAUCUCCCCUUGAUAACCAAGACCCAAAGACCGUAAUCACGUACGAACCGAAUAGUUGUCGUACCUGUAACAAGGCCGAUAACAGCCUCAUGGUCCAGUGUGACUCGUGUGAUGAUUGGCAUCAUUUUGACUGUGUAGGAGUGACCAGAGAGGUCGAACAAAAUAGCUGGAAUUGCUGUAGAUGCGUAACCGCGGCGGCGUACCAGAAGAAGUCGAACCCGAAGUUGGAAACCCUGAAGUCACGGAAGCCCAAGAAAGUCAGCACGAAGACGAAGGAGAAGAAACCGUGCAAAUCGGCCAAGCACUCCGUGGACAAGAAAAAGGCGCAGAAGGUGGACAAGGUGACUACGAGUGGUAGGCAGCGGAGUAAGGUAAUUGAGCAGGAAUUUGGUACGACGAGGACCAACAAAAUACCGGAGGUCUCUUCGAAAUCAGGAAAGGAUAAACCAGUAGCUGGAACAAAGGACGCCAAAUCAAUUAUGUCGACGUCAUCAAGAAGGUCGGAGCGGAUGGUGUUAGAAGUGCAGCUGAAGAAACUUGAAGCAGAGCAAACCCUCAUGGAAGAAGAGAUGAAGAGGAAGCGAGAGUUGUUGGAGAGGAAAUUCAGUUUGCUGGAGGAAAUAGCCGAAGUUGCAUCGAACCGAAGUGUACGUUCCUGCGUAGCUGAUGACCAGCAAGAUCCAGCGGAAAAGGUGUCAUCGUGGUUACAGGACCAAGAAACGGACGAAAGUUCACGGUCAGACGAUUCAAGAUCAACAUCCGAUACAAGUGAGGAUUCGAGCGUUGAUGACGAGACGAGCGAGGAAGAAUCAUCCACUGGACUCCCGGAAGAUGACAGCGACGAGAGUGAACAACAUCGGUGGUCCAGAGCAAAUCAUGUCCUGCACUAG
Aedes aegypti (yellow fever mosquito) is the source of this 1756-nucleotide messenger RNA. RefSeq names its product putative histone deacetylase complex subunit cti6. NCBI's taxonomy places the organism in Eukaryota, Metazoa, Arthropoda, Insecta, Diptera, Culicidae. The record is from RefSeq and is a predicted model, not a curated record. The transcript has 3 exons. Bases 746 to 1756 code for a protein of 336 amino acids.